Messenger RNA from Cannabis sativa, 1732 nucleotides. RefSeq lists its product as uncharacterized. NCBI's taxonomy places the organism in Eukaryota, Viridiplantae, Streptophyta, Magnoliopsida, Rosales, Cannabaceae. The transcript has 8 exons. The coding region runs from base 441 to 944 and encodes 167 amino acids. The record is from RefSeq and is a predicted model, not a curated record.
GACAAUAUCUCAACGUGCAAGGAGCACACCAAAGCAAGGGCUUCGAUCAUCCUUCUCUCAUUCCCCAUCUUCUUCUUCAUGAUUUGCCAAGAAAACUCAACCUUCAAAAACACUCAGUUCAGGCUGUUGGUUGAUUUGUUCUAUCAAUGGAGAAGCUUAACAUUGUUGGAGUGAAGAAGGGGAGUGGAGUAAAGAAGGAGAUAUUAGGCGAAGGUGUGAUCCUGAUGAGUUCAAUUAAUUUUGAUGCUUGAACAUUUCGAUUUUGGAUUGGAUUGGGAAUAUUACACUUUCUCAGAAGAUUUUUACGAUAGAGAAUUUGGGGGAAAUGGCUUAAAUCUAUUAGAAAUGCGUGAACCUAGCUAGUAUAUUGACAGUUUGACACUGACAAGCUCAUCUACGAGAUCUUUCGAUUUUUGAGAGCAAGUUUCUCAUUGGGUACGAUGAUCAGAGGCUAUGGGCUCCCAAGCUAUGGUAUUGUUCUUGCUAUGUUUCAAGAUUUUCUACUUUGGAUCCCAAAGCUCAACACGGUCAAGUUUUUGGAUUUUUGGUAUUCAAGCUUGAACAAAAUAAAGAUAAAGAUUAAGGAAUGUAUUGGACAAAGGGUAUGGAUGAAGAAGAGAAAGAUAAAGUACUUAGUUUGCUGGUACCAAGAGUGGUCAGAUAUUAAGCUAGCUUUCUCUGAUGGAGCUUCUCCUGCUAAUCCAACUUUCAUUCGUUGGUGUGCUAUCUUCCAUGAAACAUGGAGAUCCAGUAGUCUAUUUAUGUUAUGGUGGAAACAGACUUUUCUCAGCUUCUUUAGACCUGAAUCAAGGUGUCGGUUCACAAUUUACAACGUGUGGCUACUUCGAAAGGCCAUUCAGGUUUUCAUUGAGGUUUAUCUUACCACCACUAUGGUACUAUGCUACAUUCUUUAUUCUGAAAAUGGUUACCUUAAAAGAUGCUAGGAAAGACCUAGACUUGCAACAUCAGUCAUUACAGUAAGUUAACAACACAGACCAAAAUAGUUACCGCUGUUUAGUUGGUUGUUUUGUCUAUGAUGUUUUGUUUCAAUAUAUUGGUAUUGGUUCAUGUGCUAUUCGAGUAAAAGAGGGAAAGUUUCUCUAUUGUGUAUCUUCCUGUUAAAGAUCAUGUAUACAUAUAUAAUAGUUUUGUAUCAAGAAGAUAUAUUAAAUUUAUAAAAUGGUUUGGUAUGGCCUGCGAUUCUCUGUUUGAUCUUCUCCAUAAGGCUAUUGUAAAUUGAUUCUUUCUCAGACAUAAUCAACUUCCUACUAUUGCAAUAGUGAGAUCAUAUGACACAUUUGGGGCGUCUCCGGUAUGUAACUAUAUGAGAUUUGAUUAAUAAAAUUCACUUCUAUGCAUUUUACCAAGGUGUGAGAAUUUUUUUUCUUUGUCAGUUGGGAAGUGAUAGCAUUGGAAGUGGCCCUAUUGCACUUCUUGAGAUUGGUAGGUUGUUCUAUAUUCUUUACUUACAUCCCAAUACAAGAGGAAGUAAUCUCUUGCUGUCAAAUAGUGUUGAUCAACGUCUUUGUGAGAGUGUUGACUAUGCUAUUUGCUUGAACAUUGUUGGCUCAUGGGAUGAUGAAUUGUGGAUUCAUGUUUCGGAGUGUUACAAGGUUUUUUCAGAAACUUAUUAGAGUUAGUCACACAUUCUAAAUGUAUAGAAAUAAAUUGUUAUAUAAAUGGGUUACUCUUCUAAUUGCUAAUUAAUUUUGAUGAGAUGGAAUCACAUUCA